Molecule: messenger RNA, 3505 nt
Organism: Nylanderia fulva
Lineage: Eukaryota; Metazoa; Arthropoda; Insecta; Hymenoptera; Formicidae
Gene: Ada2b
Product: Transcriptional adapter 2B
Biological process (GO): regulation of transcription by RNA polymerase II; chromatin remodeling
Cellular component (GO): nucleus; SAGA-type complex
Molecular function (GO): chromatin binding; transcription coactivator activity; zinc ion binding
Source: RefSeq, a predicted model, not a curated record
AUGGUCUCUCGAUGCGCAUGCGCAUUCGACGCGCGACGCAACAGUCAUUAAAUAAGAGCGUUUUGGUCGACGCUCCUCGCGUCUAGUCAUCACGCCUACGGGAUCGUCGGGGCUGUUUUGUGGGGUACGCGAUCCCGCGAUUUCGUCGCGCAUAUAUUCGCGCGAGAGAGGAUGUUCCUGACGCCGCGACGCGGCAUCUCGUGAUACGUACACACUCGGGGACACGCGUUGGCAUGCGGUGACGUCAUCCGGAUCGUUCUAGAAGAAUUUCCGCGAAACAAAAAUGGCGGAUCUAUACGCGAAGUACAACUGCACCUAUUGCCAGGAGGACAUUGCGGGCUUGCGUGUCAAGUGCAUCGAGUGUCCCGAAUUCGACCUUUGCCUGCAGUGUUUUUCUGCUGGUGCUGAAAUUGGCCAACACAAAAAUAAUCAUGCCUAUCAGUUUAUGGAUUCUGGUACAAUUAGUAUAUUUAAUGGACGUGGUAAUUGGACAGCUAGAGAAGAAGUUAGGCUUCUGGAUGCUAUUGAACAAUUUGGAUUUGGAAAUUGGGAAGAUAUCAGUAAACAUAUCGAAACACGCACACCAGAUGAGGCAAAGGAAGAAUAUAUCGCUAGAUAUCUCAAUGGUAAUAUCGGAAAGCAUACUUGGCCAUCUACAGAGAGCUAUGAACCAAAUCUUACGGAUCAAACCAAAUCUGAUCAUGGCCCACUGUCGCCUGAUCUCACAUCCAGAUUACCACCAUUAGAUAUCACUCCAGAAGAAGCCACACAAUUGGGUUACAUGCCUCAACGAGAUGAUUUUGAGAGGGAUUAUAAUCAUGAGGCCGAAUCUCUCGUUUCUUCGUUAUUCCUAAAUCCUGAGGAGCAUGAUGAUCUUGACAUCGCACUUAAAUUAGCACAAGUUGAUAUGUACACCAAUAAUUUAAGAGAGCGAGCAAGGCGAAAACGUGUCGUAAGAGAUUAUCAACUUGUGUCGGCUUUCUUUGCAUCAUCCAGAAAAGACAAAGGAAUAAAAAAGAAACAUACAAAAGAAGAAAAAGAAUUUAGGGACAGAAUGCGUGUAUUCGCACAGUUUUACACAGCACAAGAGCACGAACAGUUCCUAACAAAUCUCGAGAGGGAAAGAGAAUUGCGCUUACGGCUUUCGGAGCUUUAUCGAUAUCGUGAGAACGGCAUAACAAGGCACGAAGAAUGCGCUCAUCUGGAACAGGUUCUCGCGCAAACCCAGAGACAAAACGACACAACGGAUCAUUGGAUAGACAAAAAAUCUGGCAGCAGUGGGCCGUUCACACCAAUACACCGCAACACCUCAAAAAGAAGAGAAGAAGAAAAAAGUUACUCUUUCAUCGACCGAAAAUACACUAUAAAGCAAGACUUGCCCAGCAACUCCACAAUCAAUCAAACCAGUCACAAUCGGACGAUGAUUCCAGCCAAUCAGUGGGUGGAAUCGGAUAGCAAUCCUACUUCCAGUCAAUCAACUUGCAGCCCCAAUUCUAUGCAAGAAAAGAAAAAUUACAGCACCGAUACUGCUUGCACCCAAGAGCGAAACAUAGAAUUGGAGGCUGCAUCUCAUCUUUUAACACCACAAGAAAAGUCCUUGUGUAUUCAACUUGACUUAGAACCGACUGCGUAUUUAACGCAAAAAACAAUGGUAAUAGAUGCAUAUUUGGAAAAUAAUAGGAGAUUGAAUGUUUUAACUCAAUCAGAACGGCAAAGCAAAAUUCUUCAUUAUUUGGUAACUAAUGGCUUGAUUGCAGCUAAUUGAUUAAACAAAUAAAAAUUUGCAACAUUAUAUCAUUCUAAGUCAUCUUUAAUCUUGCAAGCUAAGUCCUAGGUAUAGGAAUUUGAGUCUGAUAAUAUGUAGGGCAGUUAAAUAAAUAAAAAAAUGAGAAAGUAAGAAGAAAUGCAUGCAUAUAUGUUGCUGCUAAUUGUUUUGCAUAUGUGCUGUUGAUACUUUUUUCACACAGUAAUUUAAAUAUUUUUAUGUAAUACGCAGGUUUAUUGGCAUAGGAUCGAAUAGAUAAUCAGACGCAAUCUACGUAUUUAACGUCUAUAAUAAUGCGUGUAGGACCGACUCUAUAAUGAUAUAAACUCAUCAGUUUCUGAUUUUUUUUUCAGAUUGAUUAUAUUACAGAGAUAAUAGAUAAUUUAGUCAAUCAUGAUAAAUUUUAACAAAUUUUUAAUAGAUUCGGUCCAUAAAAUAUUAUAUUUUACUUAUCAUUUUCAGAAUUUUAUGAAUGCUAUUUGAGGAAAUCUCUAACACUGCCUAUGUGUAGAGCCAUGAACAUGUUGCUCAAUUAAUUCUUCCAUUUUAUUAUUUGUGCAUAUACAGAUUAUGCUCAUGAACACUUUUAUUUGUUCUAAAUCUCAAGUAUGGUAACAAUUUUUUUAAAUUACAAAUAAAAGAAUUUUUGAAUCAUUAAAUAGAUUUUAUACAGUUACAUACAAAUUAAACAAGUAUGCCUUGCAUACAAUUUGCAAGAUAUAUAAUGUAUACUGUACAAUAAUAUAUUCUAAUCACGCAGAUUGUUGAUUUAUAAAUUUACAUAUUACUUUAAAAUUUUUUUGCAAAAUAAGAUUUUUUAUUGCAUUGUCUUGACUAAUCCAAUGCAUAUAGCAAUAUUUGAAAAAUUCUUUUAUUUGUGUAAAAGAAAUUGUUAUUCGACAAUAAAGAAAUAUAUCGAGAUUACUAAAAUAUUUCUAAUUUGGAAGUAAUCAUGAUGCAUAAAACAUACCAAAUGUGUUGAAAGCAUUUUAAGACAGCGUAGUUGUAUUUCACGAAAAUAUUUAGCUACUUAAUUAUUAUUAUUGUUAUAAUAUUAGUAUAUUUGGUAAAUUGUAAUGUAUAUCACAAAAUAUUGCUAUUCACAUUGGAUUAAUUAUAAUUAAUGAUGUGAUAUCUAAAAAGACCUUGAAAACUUUUGUGACUUAUAUGACACACUGAACAUCAUUUAAGCUAACUGACAUUAAAAGGUAUCAAACAAUUUUUCGUUUAUGUAGAACGUGAAGAUUGGAAAUUAGAAACAUUUUGUAAUUUAUAUAACACAUUGAGCAUCAUCCGGAUUAACAUUAGAGAAUAUCAAACAAUUUUUUCAUUUAUUUGGAAAGUGAAGACUGGAAGUUAGAAAUUCUUUGUGAUUUAUAAAAUAUCUUCUUAUUUCACAAAAAGUUGAAAUGAUAAAUUACUACAUUGAUUAUUCCUAUAAUUUAUAUAAUUAAAAUAUUCUAAUUUUAUGUGUCUUGUAAAUUACAUGCAGGGUAUAGUUGUAUAAUCUGUAGUAAUUAUCUGUAGUAUGUUCGACAAUUGAAAAAUUCUUUUACUUACGUUAAAAAAAUUCCUUAUCGACGAAGAAUGGUACAAAUAGUGUUACAUAUGCAACAUCGAUAAUAUGGAAUGUAUAUUAGAUAAUUUAUCUGUCGCUUUAUGUGGCAUUUGUACAUAUGAUGAGAGACUUUUUUUUAGAGAUAAUGUAAAGCACAAAGAAUUAUACGAUUCUGCAGCAUA